CACCGAAGAGGCUGCUGCUGAAGCCGUCCCAGACGCAGCCGGCGGCGUCCCACACCCAGCGGCUCCUCAGGCAGGACAUGAAGCUACAGAAUCUCCACAGAACUAAGACUCCAUGCUCAGGAAUUUGAGAAAGUCUUAUCCAGUAAACCUGGCAUCAGCCUUGGUGAAGUAAUAGCAAAGUGGAUCUGGAGAUCAAUAGCUAAAGAGCAAUACAAAGGAAUUGAUCAGUGUGGUCUACAGAAAAUGUUUGGUAUACCUGUCAUGCAGCUGCAUCUCACAUGAACUCAUGUGGGGGUUAAAGGAACAAAGCAAGGCUUGGACAUGGCUGAAGGAAGAGCUCUCCCUCUUUUCUUCUCUUAAUAAAGGAUGUCUGGAAAGAAGGAUCAUGAUGAGGAGAGUUGCUCUGCUCUUGAAUUGAUUGAUUUCAAGAAUGCUUUGGAGCAGUUCCAGAAUCUAGUUGAAAAACUGGUCAUCCAGAAGACCAAGGAGAGUUCAGGCUUGUAUACUAAAGAUGAUGAUGAGAUAGACUAUAAUAAGUUCUAUACAACCACACGGACACUUUUUGGUCCAGCAGUCAAGGAUCAGAAUGUUCAGACCUUUUUCAGGAAGAUUAUGAGCAACCUUGAAAGGCCAGAAUGGCUUGAGAUUUUUGGCUGUUUCACAGAAGAAAGUGAUGGCACAUCUUCCCCAUCAAAAGAAAGCAUGGUUUUCCUUGUAUCUGAAAAACAGCAGAUUACUCAUUCAGUUGUCAAGAGAAAAGAUGUGAUCAAGGGAAUAGUGAAUGUGCCCCUUCUGCAUCUCACAUUAACAGCCUCUCAGAAAGGAGUGCUAACUGUGUUUAGCAAACAGAUGAAAGUUCUGGCAACCAUUGAAGUUGAAGAUACUGCUUGGAUCACUGGAUGUGAUUUCCUGCCUAAUCUGAAAUAUGUUGUUGCUGUAACUGAAAGCACAGUCAUUCUCUGGGACUAUAAAUCAAAAGAGAUCAAGAGUAAUGGCUUUGUCAUCAAACCAAUGAAAAACUGUCUGCUCUGUGUUUGUACGGUGACAAUGGCAGAUAACCUGGCUAAGGAUACCUUCUUAAUGGGAGAUGAUAAGGGUUAUGUUUAUCUCCUUACUAUCACCAGUGAUGACUUCAUAAUGAAACAAUCUAAAACCGAAAAAGAAUCACAAUUUAAACUCAUGGACUCUGAAUCUUUUGACAUUCCUAAACGUAAACUACAUGAUGACUGGGUUGGGAAGAUCAAGUACUUUCCUGCCCUAAAACGUUUUGGAUCCUGCUCCACAGACAGAAUUAAUUCAUUUGUUUUGGAUGACAUAAAGCGACUAGAGGACCAUUUACCUGUAAAGGAAUUUUCUGUCCCUAAAGGAGUAAAUGCCUUCACCUACUGUAGAAAGGCAAAAGUCAUUGUCACUGGAGGUAAUGACAGAAUCCUUCGUUUGUGGAAUCCUGUUGUUAAUUUUAGUCCCACAGGGAAGUUAUUAGGACACAAACAUAGUAUUGUAGAAAUUGUGACAAAUGAGAAAGAUCAACAAGUCAUCAGCCUUUCCUGUGCAAAGGUUUUUAGAGUGUGGGAUAUACAGACUCUUUCACCACUGCAGGUCUUCUAUGAAAAUCAUGGGACUCCAGAAGAGAUUAAUGCCUUUCCCAUGGUAUUUGACAAUGAUCAUGGCAUGCUUUUCACAGGUUCAGAGGUCAUUGAUAUUUAUCCUCUAGCUAAUGUGAUACAAGAUUCAAAAGAGUUGCCUCAGACACAUGAGAAGAGCCUCAAUGUUCUCCUUUACAACAGAGCUUUUCACCAGAUUCUCAGCAUUUGCACUGAGUCAAUACUAAAGGUCUGGGAUCUAGAAACAGGAUCUCAAAUAUAUCAAUUAGAACAUGCACAUGGGCUGAAAACUGAGGUGACCUGUGCAGCCAUUGAAAUAAAUGGGAUUUAUCUUGCUACUGGGGCAUGUGAUGGAACAGUGAAAAUCUGGGAGUUUGAAAGCGGGCAAGAAGUUAAAGCCUUGCCUUUAGCACAACACAACAAUGAUGAGCAUCGUAUGCAGAAGAUAGUUUAUCUGAAGGCUGAUGAGGGUCAACAUGCAGUUAUUGUUUUGCAGCAGAGAGGGAAGAUAAAAAUCAUUCAGGGUGACUCAGCUCAAACAGAUCUAUAUGUCACAUGGGUGCUUCCUGAGAUAGUGCCAUUUCCACGAAGGAAUCCAGUUGUGUAUCUGUCACUGAAGCCUAGCUCCUUAAAGACACAAGAUUUUUUUCCAGAGAUUCGGCUUCUAUGUAACACCAGUUCCAUGAGAAAUGAUACAGAGACUUUUUUAUCUUCUGUAGAUAUUAAGUGUUUUGAUGUUGUAGAAGAAGAAGGAUGCAGAAUGAUAGCUACAGGAAGUGCAAAUGGUGAAAUAAAUUUGUGGGAUUUUGAAUCUGCCUCUGUGAAAUGCCUGCGUAAAACUACUGAAGAAAACCAGGGCUCUGGAGUCAAUGCCAUAGUAUUCCUUGUACAUAGUGUUUCUUCUCGCAGGAAAGGAAGUUCCCUGUCCCCUACUCCUUCUGUGACGAGUGAUACCGGUGCCAUUCCAGAGCACAAGGAAAGUUCUCUGGACCAACCUGAGGAAAAUGUGGAAAGUGAUGAAAUUAAUACUGAAAUAAAAACAGAAGAAACAGCUGGCUGUGAAAACACCGAAAAUCCAAAUAUGAAUGUACAGUUGUUGAAGGCUAAAGCAGGACAAGCACCUUUACUGGCUUCUGCUCAUGAAAGUAGCUGUAUCCGCCUAUGGAGUAUUCAGGGAAACUUGAUGAGAGAACUUCUGCCAUUUUCAGAACAUCCUGCAGGUCCUCUGACUUCACUGUGUACAGACAUCUUCACUAAAAUUCUUUUGGCGGGUAGUAAAGAGGGAUAUAUUAUUCGCUGGAAUAUUGCCUCAUUCUUAGAAGAUUCACGAAAUAGAAAAAAUUACAUAAAGGAGGAGCUCUGCUGGAGGGCACAUGCUAGUGAAGUGGUUGACUUCUUUAUUGAAGAGGAGAAAAAUGUAGUAGUGACAGCAUCCAUUGAUGGUUCAGUCAGGCUUUGGCAUGCCAUGACUGGAUACUAUUUUGGUUACUUUGGACAAGCCAGGAAGUUUGAUUUAUCAGAUACCAGUCGGUUGAUUUUGCCACUUGAUGUUAAUGAAUUUUCUGCUAUAAUUAAAGAGAGCAAACGUAUGGAAAAGAAGAAGGUUAUAUAUCCUCUCAUGCUGGACAGAGACAAGUGGAAAUCACUGACCAGAUCAGAUUUAGAAAAGGCUGGACAUGAGGAAGAAGCUCAGACCUUCAAGUUUUUCAAAGCUCUUGCUCCUGAAAAGCGCCAACCUAUGGAAACUUUUGAGUUUGUAUGCAAAGAGGCUGGUGCAGUAUUUGGCUUUCUUCCUAUAUAUGAGCUUGAGAAUCCAGUUGAAGUGAGCAUGCCAAAGAGUCUUCAAAGGAUCAGAGCUGAGAAGUCCAGUCACAAGGGACGGGAAAAGGGUCCAGGUUCCAUUGAAGACUUGAGUCAUAACAAAUAAAUGUAGUUUCCAUCUUCAUUAAAGUGGAUUAGCAGAUUUCUUUUGUUAUUUUUUCUCUGUUUUUCUUUUCAGUUACAUUUAAAUCUGCUUCAUUAUUAAGUAGAACAUGUAAAAAACAAAUCUUUACUUCUAUUCCAAUCCUUCAUGCAAUGAAUAAAUUCUAAUAAAGCCAGUGUAUGAUUAUAACUAGAUUUUGAAAAGACCAUUUGACUUAAUGUAUAUUUGCUGACAGUUACACUUUAUGUCAAAACCAGUGAUUUCCUCUCUGCUUUAAUUUAUCCAGUUUGAACUCCUCAAUAUUGAAUAUUACACUGUGUUUUUUCCUGACAGAUUAAUCAUAAAGUCAACAGAGAGUUAAUAUGCCCUGCUGUUUCUUCCUGUUCAUUCCUUGCUUAUGCUUUCAAAGAGUGUGUUUAUCCUCUAAGCCAGGAAAGUGUCUGCUGAGCUCAUAGUCAAUUAAUUAUCCAUCAUGAUUAUCAUGAUUCUGCAAAUCUUUUCUUGCAUUUCAGCAUUCCAUGACAAUGUCAUAACUUGACACAGAGCACAGAACACAUUUUCAUCCUUUGGCUAAACAUACAAAUAGUGCCAAGUGUCUCACCUUAGUGAGUAGUUAGGAUAAUGCAUAUAACUAGUGAUAUUAUUACCUGCUAUUUCAGGGAAAAUAGCAGGUUUUCUAUAUCACUGGUAUUGAAUGGUGUUUGAUCUGCAGGGCUUCUUGAAAAGACAUUCUUCUCAUGAAGUGUAUAUAGAAUGACUUGCAAUUAUUUUCCUGCCUUUGACUUGUUACAAGGCUAUGAUGGAUUUAAGGGUAGCUGCAAAAUACCUUAUGGGAGUACAUUUAAAAUUCUUAUUUAUCAGCUGUACCGGAUCUGGCAGAGAUUCACUUAAUUUUCUCCAUAGCAGCUUGUAUGGUGCUGUGUCGUGGAUUAGUAAAUAAAACAGUGCUGAUAACACAACAGUGUUUUGGCUAUUGUUGAGCAAUGCCAGCACAAGAAGAAGGUGCUUUUUUCCCCGCACCAAGUGAGUAAGCUGGGAAGGGACACAGCUGGGACAGCUGACCUGAACUGACCAGAAAUUUUCCGUACCAUAUAACAUCCUCAUGGAAUGGGGGAGGGAACCAAGAUGUUUAUGGUUAUUGUGUUUGUCUUCCCUAUAGUGACCAUUCACUUCCCAAGUAACCAUUCAUUAUGUUUGCUGAGGCCGUUUCCCAGGAAGCGGCUAAACAAAGAUCUGACUGCUUGUGGUAAGCAGUGCUUGAAUUCUUUGUUUUGCUUUGCUUGCACAUGCAGCUUUGCUUCACCUAUUAAACCGUCUUCAUUGUGACCCAAGAAUUUUCUCACUUUUGCUCUUCCACAUCUCUUCCCCAUCCCACUGGGAGAAGUAAGGAAGGAAGCAAGAAACUGGGCAGGCACUUGGUGUUUGCCAGGGUCAGCCUACCACAUUAGCAAACUUUGUGAUCAGAAUUAAAAUCAGACUUGUCUGACAAAACAGGUGGCACCAGCUAAAGUGUGAUCUGUCAUUUACAACUUGUGUUCACUUCAUCUGACCUAUGAUCUAGCAGGUUAGCCUAUGAAAAGUAACAUUCUUGCAAUUCUG
Messenger RNA from Parus major (Great Tit), 5127 nucleotides. RefSeq names its product WD repeat domain 64 (gene WDR64). The coding region runs from base 367 to 3531 and encodes 1054 amino acids. Lineage: Eukaryota; Metazoa; Chordata; Aves; Passeriformes; Paridae. The transcript has 30 exons. The record is from RefSeq and is a predicted model, not a curated record. Gene Ontology annotation, molecular function: protein binding.